CCUUCCUUACACCUUCCUCCUCAGUCCUCACAACUGCUCCAUCUUCUACUCCGUACUCCAUCUUCCACAUUUUCCCACAAGUGUGAUCAUCAAUUUGAUUUUGAAUUUCAUGUCCAUUGCAGAAGCAAAAUUAAAGCUCAAUUAAAUACUUGGGCUACAGUGAAAAUGGCAGGUGGAAAUGAAGCAUUCAGAAUAUGUGGUAGUGUAUCCGAAGCAUUGAGUUACAUGCCAUGUCCCCUGCAAUACACUGAGCCUAACACUAAGAAUGAUCUAUGGGUAUUCUGGAGCCAACAACACUGCUUACACUAUUAUCUAUCAUGAUACCAUCAAGGAGAAAAUCACAUCCGCUCUCAAGAAUGCCUACAUUUCUGACAACUUCGGAUGCUGGUUGGUUCAAUUUUGGGCGCCUAUAACCACUAACAAUCAGAUUUUUCUAACAACUUGUGACCUACCUUUUGGUCUUACGAAACUCCAUGGACUUUGUUUUUAUAGGUCAGAGUGUCUGAAAUUUAGAAUUCCUAUUGUAACUGAUUGUUCUGACAAUGAGUAUCACUUGGCCCUAUUGGACGCGUGUUCAAACAUGGUUUGCCUGAAAUGAGUCCAGAUGUUUCUCGUUAUUCUGCCAAUGAUUAUCCUCAGCAUGGCUUGGCUUCAGCUGCUGGUUUUGGGAACUAUUUGGCUGUACCGGUUUUUGAGCCUCUUAAUAAUCAGUGCAUUGGAGUACUUGAGAUCAUAGGAGAUAAGGGAAGCUUCUCUCAAGACCUUGUUCAAAUGGUCUAUGAGAUGCUCAAUAAGGUGGACUUGAGAUCAUCAAACAUGUAUGGCCACCCCGACGAGAAGGAUUUUAAAGGCCUAGCACGUGCCCCGAAAGAAAUUGAGGAGCAGUUAAGUUUUAUAUGCAGAACACAUCAAUUACCUCUAGCUCAGACAUGGCUACCUAUCCUUGACGGAAGCAGCAUAAAAAGAUUCAUGACUACAAAGGAGCAGUUCUGCAUAUGCACAUCAGCAGGCUACGAGUUCAGAGCUGCUUGUGAUAUGUUUCACUUAGGGAAGAGUCAGGGUGUUGUUAGUAAGGCCUUUUUAACCCGUAGUUCAUGCUUCUGCAGUGACAUCACACAGUUAAGCAUGACUGAGUACCCCUUGGCACAUGUGGCACACAGAGUUGGAUUACAUAGCUCGUUUGCUAUAUGUUUGCAGAGUUCCUACACAGGGGACUAUGUAUACCUAUUGUAGUUCUUUUUACCCCAAGAUAACAAGUCAGAUUGCAGGAGUCCACAAACCAUAUUGAAUAUGCUAUUGGCCUCAGUGAAGCGACAAUUUCGAAGUUUCAAGCUUGCUUCUGGACAAAAACUGGGAGAGAAAUUAUCUGUUGAAAUUAUACCUGUUCCUUCAGAUGAUGGGCUCAACUCUUUUGAGAUAUGCCAUGGUGUGAAACCUUUAUCUGAUAUUGAAGCAGUAGCACGUCCGGGAAAAAUAGAGUGGUUUGACCCAUUAAACAGAUUACUGAAAAGUGGAAAUACAGUACAAAUUUGUCCUGAAAAUAUUGAUCUAACAACAUCAUCAAGAACUGCUAACCCUACAACAAAACUAACAAAUGUGAGGGUGCUAACUAAUAGAGUUGUUUCCAAUAGCUCUGAGGAAGAAAGCAUGAUGAAGAUAUCCGAAGGACACCACAGAAUUAACAGAGUAGUGCUUCAGCAAUCAGUUGGUGCAAAAGUCAAUGGCACUGAAACCACUCUUGCCAGCCAAUCUGCUCCAAAUAGUCUUGGCACAAAGCAUCUUGAAAUUAACGACAUGAAUUGCUCCAGUGAUCAGCUUCAAUCUGCCAAGGUUGCUGAUAGACAUUGUGAAGAAUUCAGUGGAGGUGACCAGUCAUGUCAUGACACCACAACUUCCUUGACUCAUGCUGCAAAGCCUGCCACACAAGCUGCGGGAGUGCAGAACGAAAGCACCGUUCCAAGAAAAUGUCCAAAGUUUCUACUCUCUGGGGUUCGUGUUGAUGAGCUAGAAAGGUUAGCCAAGGUGUCUAAGUUUUAUGAUCGUGAGGAGCUCCAGGAACAGUAGGGGAGGCAUCUACUUGUUGGAGAACAAUGAUGAUGGAGCAGGGGAAAUUGUUUGCUGAAGACGGCUCCAAUGUUCAUUUUCUGGACAAUUUGGAGAAAGAGGAAUGGCAUAAUUUUUGGAAGGCAUUUAACAUUUUCUCGUUAACCUUAAGAGUUUUUAUGUAAUCUGUACAUUUUGGGGUAAUAAAAAGUAGAACACUACACUUUGCAUAAAUAAUAUUUUUCUGAUGCUUAGUUACUAGUUGUCAUACACUAUGUUGCGCGGACUCUCCAAAAUACCGCCGCACCUGUGUCGGAUUCUCCAAAAAUACAUUGCUUUUGGAAAAUCCGACACGCACCCGGCGAUAUUUUCGGAGAGUUCGAGCAACAUAGGACUCAACAUAGCAGAGAAUGGAAGUUAGAAGAAGUUUAAAGAGAAUUAUGCGAAGAUUCAAAUUCUUUGGGAAGAAAGUCAUAUCUUCUGUCUUUUUCAUGGUGUGGUGCUUAAGCAUAGGCAUAAGAAUUUUUUCAAUAAUUUGUUCUAGAGUAAAUCUAGAGAAGUGUGCCGAUCAUUUGUGGUUGUCUAGGUGAGUUCACGUAAACGACAGAAAUUUUAAGGUUAAUUACUUUACUCUUUCUUGAUGGUUGAACAAGCUUUGUGUUGGUAUAAUAACGACAUAUCUGAUCUCUAUAGUAUUAUUUGUCAAGGCUUAGGGCUUUAAUCAUGACAUCUCUAUAAUUCAAUGUUGAGGUUGAGAUGACUUGACUCUCAAAAUGAGUGUCAGAUUCAUAAUUUAAUUUCUGAGAUUGUUAAUCAGUCCAUAAGUGUUGCUCAUAUAA
Molecule: messenger RNA, 2882 nt
Organism: Nicotiana tabacum (common tobacco)
Lineage: Eukaryota; Viridiplantae; Streptophyta; Magnoliopsida; Solanales; Solanaceae
Source: RefSeq, a predicted model, not a curated record